CGAUGUAAUACUCUGAGCAACUCUAUAGCAGUCGACCCUCUGUAGAAGAAGGGCUGUCAGACACCGCUUCUAACUUUAACUGGCGCAUUGCGCACAAGGUGUAGAUUCAAAGUAUGUUUUUGCAUCUUCAAAACCGGAGCAGUUUCCUCGAUCUCCAUCUAAGAACAUGUCUCAAUGACUGGGACAUGAAUGAAGAAAUCAAACUUACCACGACUACUGAUCAAUUCUUUCAAGACGAAAAACGAAAUGACCAGUAUUUGGUGCAGUGGCACUAUGCCAGGAUCGCCCGGCGGACUUCUUCAGGGAAGGAUGAUUUGUCAUCUCAGUCUUGCCAAGAAUCAGAAGAACCCCAGGUGCAGCCAAAUCUAUGGUUGAUGGUGAACCCAACCCUGGCUUGUACUAUUAAGUAUCCGAAACGGCCAUCCAGGCCUCUGACGGAGACGUCUGACGUCACAGAGCAGCACCCCGCUGUCAUGACCGUCCCCGCGCCAACAAUUGCCCCUGUUCCAAGCGCACAUUCUCCAUCGCCCGUCGUGGAGCCGUCACUUGACGAAUCCCUACACGACGCCUCCUCGUCCAGCGAGUAUCUUCUUACAGAUGAGGACGACGCAUCCUCCGUAGAUGUCCCCGUUUGCCGUAAGAUGAAGAGCGGUGCGCGCAAGGUGAAGUCUCCCAAGGACCGCGUACGGAAGCUGAAUCUCGCUCAGAACAAGCGGCUGCAGCGGGUCCUUCAGGAGAGCAACAACCUUAAGAGCGGCGCGUGGCCUCGACCGCCAGUCAACUACUGCAUCCUCAUCGCCAUGGCGCUGAACAGCAGCCGCACCGGGAGCUUGAACGUGCAGCAGAUUUAUAACUUCACUAGAGAGCACUUUCCGUUCUUCCAGACUGCACCCGACGGUUGGAAGAACACUAUUCGGCACAACCUGUGUUUCAGCAACAGCUUCCGGAAGACUCCCCAGCAGGUGUCCAGCGAGGGAAAGAGGAAGUCCUGCCUCUGGCACCUUACAGUCGACGGCCGCCGCCGACUCCGGAACGAGAUCCACACGCUCACCGGAGAGUCCUUCAGAGUGCUCAGGAUGAGCAUGAACAACCCCGAUAUGGUGUGUACUUUAUUUGAGCUAUAAUGCUACGUGAGAGGAGACCCUUACCGGCAGGGCACCGUGCUGCACUUCAAACUCAAACUUCAAACAGCUGGAUUUAUCAUUUUUGGACCUUUUUGUUUAGUAUUUUGCCCAUUACCUGUAUUAUAUAUUGAUAAAUUGCAGUUUCAUGUUUUUGCUUUUACUUUUCAGUGGCAUCUAUAU
This is a messenger RNA of Conger conger (European conger), 1304 nucleotides long. RefSeq names its product forkhead box R1 (gene foxr1). The transcript is spliced from 6 exons. Gene Ontology annotation, cellular component: nucleus. The coding region runs from base 114 to 1124 and encodes 336 amino acids. The record is from RefSeq and is a predicted model, not a curated record. Gene Ontology annotation, molecular function: sequence-specific double-stranded DNA binding; DNA-binding transcription factor activity. Lineage: Eukaryota; Metazoa; Chordata; Actinopteri; Anguilliformes; Congridae. Gene Ontology annotation, biological process: regulation of DNA-templated transcription.